AAGAGAGAGAGAGAAAUUUUUGCUGUUAGGGUUUCAAGUUUCAAGCCUGACCCCGCCAAAUCCUAUAUUAGUACUAAAUCAAAUCCUCAGCAUUCAUCCUUUUUCUUCUUGGCUUAUUCCCUUCGCAUGAAUCGGAACCUGCUCCGAAUUCCCGUCUCCGUUUGCGGUCCCAACCAGCUCCUUCUCCGGCAAUGGCUGCGGCGAAGUCCUCGCCAUCUGUGUCAGCGACCGGAUCGGAGCCUCCCAAGGACUCCUCGAUGAUAAUACAACGACAAGAAAAUGCUCCAACUGCUCCGGAGAUUUUAUCUGCAAUUGAUUCUCUAAAGAAGAAAGUUACAGCAAAGCGGUGUAUUUCUGUACAGAAAAGACUGGAGGAAAACGGGCAGAAGCUCCUUGGUAUCACAAACCAUCUUUACAAAUUAUCGAUGGAGCGAAGAAGUAGUUGGAACAAUGUUGAUAAUGCUGUAGAUCUUUUAACAAAGAGGCAAACAGAUGCAAUUGGUAUGCAAAAUGGUAUUGAGACAAGCAGUGGGGACAAAGAUAGUCAUAACCCUUUUGAACAUUCAACAGCAGUUCUCAUGGGAUCAAGUAUUCCAGUCAAGAAUGCUGUUCGCCCUGUAAAGCUUCCUGAAGUGAAAAAAUUACCUCCUUAUACUACGUGGAUUUUUCUGGACAGAAAUCAAAGAAUGACAGAAGAUCAGUCAGUGGUAGGUCGAAGGAGGAUUUAUUAUGAUCAAAAUGGGGGUGAAGCACUUAUUUGCAGUGAUAGUGAGGAGGAAGUACUUGAGGAAGAUGAGGAAAAAAGAGAAUUUUUAGAACCUGAAGAUUACAUUCUUCGUAUGACCAUUGAGGAAUCUGGUUUAUCUGAUCCGGUGCUUGAAUCUUUAGCAAAAUGUUUUUCUAGAAGCCCUUGUGAAGUCAAGGCAAGAUAUGAAGCUCUUAUAAAGGAGGAGAAGGACGCAGGGGCCUCCAAAGAUGGGGAUAAUGAAGUGCAAAGUUGGAAUUCCUUUCUUGGAAAGGAUCUUGAAGCAGCCUUGGAUUCUUUUGACAACCUAUUUUGUCGGCGAUGUCUUGUUUUUGAUUGCAGAUUACAUGGUUGUUCUCAGGAUCUCAUCUUUCCCGCUGAGAAACAAACUCCAUGGAACCAUCUGGAUGAAGAAAAUGUACCUUGUGGCCCAAAUUGCUAUCGAUCGGUGCUGAAGUUGGAAAGAAUUGCCACUGUGAGCUCUCCCACCAAGGGAGAUACUGAAGAGAAGUCUAACUCUUCAUCUGAUGGCAUAGGGGCUCAGAUGUCAUCUAAAAAGAAACCUUCUAACCUGUCUGCUAGAGGGAGGUUGAAGUCCUGCCAAAGUGAAAGCGCUUCUUCGAAUGCAAAAAAUAUUUCAGGAAGCAGUGACUCGGAGAUUGGACCCCAGCAGGAAGACACAUCGAUGGCCCACCAGCUAUCUCCUUCCAAGGCUAAACUUGUUGGAAAAUCUGGAAUUCGUAAGAGGAACAGCAAGCGAGUUGCUGAACGAGUUCUAGCUUGCAUGCGUAAAAGGCAGAAGAAGACAAUGAUUUCUGAUUCUGAUUCUGUUGCUAGUGGAGGUGUCUCACAAAUUGAUACAAAACUCAGGCCUAAUUCACGAAAAGAAAAUGAAGAUGCCACGUCUUCUUCGCAGAAGAAUGUAAAAUCACCAACAACUGGAAGGUCUAGGCGGAAAGACUGGUCAUCUGGUGAAGGUCCUGAUGUUUUGUCAAAUGAGAAGAAUGUUGGCCUGCCUGUGGUUCGCAGCAACAGUGCCCCCAAAAAAGAAGAGUUUGUGGAUGAAAACACAUGUAAACAAGAACUAAGUGAUGAUAAGUCUUGGAAAGCUGUUGAAAAAAGUCUUUUGGAGAAAGGGGUGGAGAUUUUUGGCAGGAACAGCUGUUUGAUUGCCAGAAACCUUUUAAAUGGCUUGAAGACAUGUUGGGAGGUUUUCCAAUACAUGACUUGUUCUGAGAAUAAAUUGUCUUGCCAAGCAUCUGAUGGUGUAAUUUCUCUUCUUGAAGGCUAUCCGAAGUUUGACCUGAAUGGAGCUAUGGGUAAUAAUGAAGUAAGGCGGAGAUCAAGAUUUUUACGUAGACGAGGUAGAGUCCGUCGCUUGAAGUAUACCUGGAAGUCUGCAGCUUAUCAUUCAAUUAGGAAACGGAUUAGCGAGAGGAAGGAUCAGCCAUGCCGCCAGUAUAAUCCAUGUAAUUGUGGAACAGCUUGUGGCAAGCAGUGUACUUGUCUUUUGAAUGGGACCUGCUGUGAGAAGUACUGUGGUUGUCCAAAGACUUGCAAAAAUCGUUUUAGAGGUUGUCAUUGUGCUAAAAGUCAAUGUCGAAGCCGUCAAUGUCCCUGCUUUGCUGCAGACAGGGAAUGUGAUCCAGAUGUUUGCAGAAAUUGUUGGGUCAGCUGUGGUGAUGGUACUGGUACUCUUGGAGUUCCUCCACAAAGAGGUGACAAUUAUGAAUGCAGAAAUAUGAAGCUUCUUCUAAAACAACAACAAAGGGUUUUGCUUGGAAGGUCAGAUGUUUCGGGAUGGGGAGCUUUCUUGAAGAAUAGUGUUGGCAAACAUGAAUACCUUGGUGAGUACACUGGAGAACUGAUUUCUCAUAGGGAAGCAGAUAAGCGUGGAAAGAUAUAUGAUCGUGAAAAUUCAUCAUUUCUCUUUAAUCUGAAUGAUCAGUUUGUUCUUGAUGCUUACCGAAAGGGUGACAAGUUGAAGUUUGCCAACCAUUCUCCUGAUCCUAAUUGUUAUGCCAAGGUUAUCAUGGUAGCAGGGGAUCACAGGGUGGGCAUAUUUGCAAAGGAACGGAUUAAUGCAGGAGAGGAACUUUUCUAUGAUUAUCGUUAUGAGCCAGAUAGAGCUCCUGCUUGGGCCAGGAAGCCUGAGGCAUCUGGGUCAAAGAAAGAGGACAGUGCUCCAUCAACUGGCCGAGCAAAGAAGCUUGCUUAAGCUAACCAUUUAUUUACAUCCUAAAUUCAAAUUUUUUGCCAUUCUUUUACAGGUGGAAGGAUCAUUCUCAUUGUCCAGUGAUAGACUCCAUUGAUAACUCAUUUGAUUUUGCCUUUUAAGUUCAUCCUCAGUCCACAGGAAAAUGUUCAUUCAUUUGAUUAACAUGACCUGAAUUCAAAACUUUCUUGUAAAAGGGCAACCAUGAAAUUAAGAUCAUGCUGACCAAAUUUGUUGUGGGAGGUUGAUGUUACUGACUGAACCCACUUCCUUUGGUUGCACAGGACAAAUUUGGUUUUUUUUUUUUUUCUUUUAUUAUUAUUGAACAUCCAUUCCCUGUUA
This is a messenger RNA of Rubroshorea leprosula, 3302 nucleotides long. Lineage: Eukaryota; Viridiplantae; Streptophyta; Magnoliopsida; Malvales; Dipterocarpaceae. The record is from the annotation of a GenBank genome assembly.